Glossina fuscipes is the source of this 4096-nucleotide messenger RNA. RefSeq names its product myogenesis-regulating glycosidase. Gene Ontology annotation, molecular function: hydrolase activity, hydrolyzing O-glycosyl compounds. The record is from RefSeq and is a predicted model, not a curated record. Bases 129 to 2948 code for a protein of 939 amino acids. The transcript is spliced from 5 exons. Lineage: Eukaryota; Metazoa; Arthropoda; Insecta; Diptera; Glossinidae. Gene Ontology annotation, biological process: carbohydrate metabolic process.
UAAGUGGAAUUUAAUUAUUAUUAUUUAAAGUUUUCUUUUUAUUUCGUUUUUGUGAAAUCAAAAGCAGAAAAGAAAGUGAUGUGUUACCAAAAACACUUGUGUUCUCUAAUUAAAAAUUGUUAUUAAAAAUGGAUAGAAUAAUAGAAAAUUCUGAAAAAGAGCAAGAAAUUCCUUUCAUGAUUAACUCUAUGAUACCAUAUGCUGAUGAUGUCGAUAAUGUAGACAUUUAUUAUGAAGAGUCGUUAAGAAAUACUCAAGGGCCUCGUAAAAAGUCAUUAAGUUUAAGACGCAAUGUUGAUCUUACAUUAACGAUAUCACCCUCAGAUACGGAGAGUUUAGGCGAUGAGCCGAUAUCGCCAAAAACCGCUCUCGUCGCACGCAAUGAUAUCGACGAGACACCAUCGCUGCCUUUGCCUCAUAAUUUACGUCGUAAUUCGAUAUCGAUGCCUUCCGGGUUAAAUGCUUUAGCGGAUUUAGAAAAUUUACGUUUAAAACAUCAAAUGCAUACCCAAGCGACAGUAAUGGAGGAAGAAAAAGCUAACAGUACACCCACAAACAGUGUUAUAGAUGAUACCCCUAACACGAUCACAAUAUCUAUACCUGACAGAAACGUCGUCGCAACACAGUAUCACAAAAAUGAAGAUAGCGAUGAGAACGAUGAUUUCGAACUUUCGGGCAGAAGGAAAAAAGGUAACCUAUUUCGUACUAAACGCAGAGCAUCGAUAGCCCCGUUGCCCGCUUUACGCUUAAAUGAUAAGGAAAUGUUAGCGAGCGAUUUCGAUACAUAUAGUUUGGCCAGUAACCAAGCCUCUAUAACAAGCGUUAACUCCGUGGCGAGUCUUUUGAGGGAGAAGAUGCAAGCCUUUCCACAGAUGAUACGGAAAAAGAAACGCGAAACCAAAGAUUAUAAAAUUAAAAUAUUUGUAAUAAUGAUGUUCUUCAUAACAGUAUUUUUGAUAAGUUAUGCUUAUGUGGGAUAUCAUCGGCAUGUUUUAACUUAUUCCUAUUUCGAGAAAAUCAAAUUUAAUUCCAAAGACCGUUUUAUUAAGAUAUUGAAUCAUGAGAAUAAAAUUGUUAUGUCUGGCCAAUUGGGUGUGACUAUCAAUAUGGAUAGUCAUCCGUUUCAUUGCUUAGAAGAUCGUCGUAAACAAGAUGGUAGUGUAUGCAUAGAAUGGAAUGGCGUCGCUCGUUUAUAUAUGAAUUUCCAAGACAUGGAUGUAUUCCGUUGCUAUACCAUACAUUGGCAGGCGUUAAGCGCUAAUCAAUUUCCUAUCGAUUGUUAUGAAUUAACUCGUGAUAAUGGUUUAUGGUUUGGCGGCGGUAUUAGCAAGAACAUGCAAUGGUCGCUAAGUACCAAAGAUUUUGAUUUCUCUCCUUAUGCAAGUGGUGAUGCGAAAGUUCAUCAAUUUGGUAAUGGCGUUAAGCGUUACUUUAUCAAUUCUAUAGGCGUAGCCAUUCAGGUCAAUGAGAAGAGUCCUUUACACCUUAUGGCCAAUACAACAGCAAAUGAGUUUUGCUUAAAAGCUCAAAACGAUGACUUCACGUUCGUGAAUCGUUUAACCCCAUUGCCCGAAUUGCAAUAUAAAAUUUGUACCACCGAGGAUAUGCGCAGUUUGCAUAUGCUUAUGACCCAGCAAAGUUUAUGGGAUGGUUUAAAAGAAGCCGAUAUUAAGAUGUUGCAUACUCUAAUUGAAGAACCCGUAUGGCAGAUACCGCAUCAAAAUCAAUGGGACUCUUUAAAUGAGACCACAAUAUAUAAUUAUUCCGAAGAUGUUAUAGCUAUGGGUUUCAUGCGUUUAGGCCACAUUUUGGUUAGUGAAUUUUGGCAAGAAAACAUUGGAGAUUUCACGGUAGAUAUAUCCCGAUUUCCAACACUUAAAGAAACCAUCGAUGUAUUACAUAGACGAGGCUUCAAAAUAGUAUUUACUAUACAACCUUUCAUUAGUACGGACAGUGAGAAUUUCAAGGAUGCUGUACGUAAAAAAUUGUUAAUAUAUGAGCGACACUCAGAGCGGAGUAUACCUGCGUUGACUCGUUACAAAAGCGUGUCUAGUGCGGGGGUUUUGGACAUAACCAACAACGUUUCAAUACCUUGGUUGAAAGAGAAAUUGGAAAAGCUUAAGGAAGAAUAUAAGGUGGAUAGCUUUUAUUUGGAUUUGGGCACUAGUUAUAAUCUACCACAUUAUUAUCAAUGCCGUCAAACUCUGGACAAUCCGGAUAUGUAUGCCAGACUUUUUACGGAAAGCUUAGAGAAUAUAGGAUUUUUAGGCGUCUCAACGGCCAGUAGGGCACCUAAACCUCCGGCUUUCCUAAGUACGCUGCCUAUAAAUUCUUCUUGGUCCGGCUUACGGGAAAUAAUGACGGCUGUCUUAAAUUACGGUAUCAUCGGAUAUCCAUUCAUUUUGCCCGGAGCUAUUGGUGGUGAUUACGCUCUGGCCAAAUCGAAAACCAAAAUGAUUUCUUUUUAUUCGUUGCCGCAGCCUACACUACCCGAGCAAGAGUUAUUCGUGCGCUGGAUGCAAUUAAUAACAUUUAUGCCGGCCAUGCAAUUCAGUCAUUUACCUUCGGAAUAUAAAAGUGAUUACAUAACCGAUGUUACGAAGGAAUUGAUUAAUGUACGCAAAUCAAUUGUAAUACCGUUGCUUAAAAAAUAUUUAACUGAAUCAAUGAAUGAAGGCUUGCCCUUAGUAAGGCCCCUCUGGAUGUUGGACCCUCAUGAUCCAGCCUGUUUAAGUAUUAGCGAUGAGUUUUCAGUGGGCGAAGAACUAAUAGUAGCACCGAUACUAGAAAAAUCUGUAGAAGAAAGAGAAGUUUAUUUGCCUCAAGGUGUUUGGAAAGACGGAAUUGACGGCUCAUUGCGCAAGGGAAGCCGUUGGAUUCAUAGUUAUAAAGUUCCCAAAGAAAAAAUAGCAUACUUUAUAAAACUACCGGAUAAUACUAGAUUCUAGGCAUUCUUCUUAGAUUACAAAACUUUCAUAUCGAUCGUCACUUUUCAUUUUGGUUGUAAUUUAAAAUCACGUGUUUGUGAUUCCGCACAAAAUCCAAAAAUUCGAGGACUAUCGUCUAUUAAUGUUAAGUGAGCCGAGGUGCUCUUCUGAAGAGUAUUUUACUUAUUUUUCAAGCUUUAUAUUUCUCUUUUGUGUAAAAUAAGUAUAAGGGAGACGUUGAGAGAUUGAAAUUAACAUAGCAAAAAAAAUUAAAGAAAUUAUAUUUGCCUUAGCGCCACCCUUUUAUACCCACUACUUAAUUACGAAAUAAUUAAUAUUGGAUGGAUCAGUUACCCAAUCGAAACCACUUUUACACUAACUCUUACAAUGGCCCGAGAUGUAUAAGAUACAUAUAACAUUUUAGAUUAACGUAGGAUAUACUUUCCUUUAUUAUAGGCGUAGUUGUAGCAAUGUUCAGUGGCUCUGUAGCCUUCAACUGACAUCACGUAAGCAUAUAUACUAGCGUUGUAAUUCAAUUUUUGCGAUCAUAAGCUUUCUAAGAAUAAACGGCACACGAAAAUUCGCUUAGCGUGGAUUUGUAUUACCGCUAGUCAAUAAUAAAAGCACUACAGGCGCUACAUGUUGAAUCUAAAGGCAGUCACGAUCAAUCAAAUCAGUCCUCACAAUUAACAAAAACGCUUUACUCGUCUUGAGGCGGUGGAUAUUCAAGUUUCGUCCCGCAUAGUGUAGGCUUCUUCAGCAGGAGGUGAUCAAUCUAAUCAAUCGCGUGAUGAAGUCAUUGUUACAUCAACUAUGCGUACAGUGGCGCGGAAACCCAUCUCGUUCAUAUCUUAUCACGAACAGAAAAAUUUUCGAAAAAAUGUAGCUCAACUACACCACACCGAUAAAAACCGCACCAAAAUAUCGCUCGUUGUGAUUAGAAAAAUUAUCCGGCUUUAUCUCUUGAGUUUCGAAACCCCAAAUGUGUGACAACUUUGGCUUGUUCACCUGUCAGAUAGAUAAAAAUAAGCCGCAUCGUUUAACGUAAUUUUCUUGGUAAAAUCUUGAUCUUGUUCAUUUAUUCCUAGUAAACAAUAAACGAAUAUACAGAUAAGCCUUCCAUAUCCGAGAGUCAUCUAGUUUUUCGUUUUCAUAGGUCAUUGCCACCA